Messenger RNA from Toxoplasma gondii ME49, 6891 nucleotides. RefSeq names its product tRNA ligase class II core domain (G, H, P, S and T) domain-containing protein. NCBI's taxonomy places the organism in Eukaryota, Apicomplexa, Conoidasida, Eucoccidiorida, Sarcocystidae. Gene Ontology annotation, molecular function: histidine-tRNA ligase activity. Gene Ontology annotation, cellular component: cytoplasm. Gene Ontology annotation, biological process: histidyl-tRNA aminoacylation. Bases 1688 to 6130 code for a protein of 1480 amino acids. The transcript has a single exon. The record is from RefSeq and is a predicted model, not a curated record.
CCGAAAGGCAGGAGCGACGUGGAUCUCCUGCCCUCUCCUUUGUCGUGAAGUCGUCCACCCGGGUGUCUCUCCUGUGCCGAGCAUAGGCGUCAGAGAGAGGUCGAAUUCCUCUCCCGAGGACUUGCACCCGGGACCCCAGGUUCGACGGUGUCUCGUCAGCUGUGCAUGAACCAAGGAAAAGACGCUGUAUUCCUCGCUUUAGCGACGAAGUUCUGCCUGUUCUGCUCCAGAGGGCUCUCUUUUUUACGGUUGCUUGACCGGAUUUCCUUCUCCGAAGCCCCAGUCUCCUCCCGCCAGUCCACGAGUGUGUCGCCGGCGGCUUUGCGCAGAAACAGGGCCUCUUGGAGCAGCCGCCAAAGCCUCGCAAAAACCGGAUCUUCCUCCAGGGUCCCUUAGCUCGCCUCUCUUCUCUCCACAGACACUACCGCGGAAAGCGCAGAAGCUCAGAAGAGGGAGGCGAGAGAGAUCAUACCCUCCAGGCAGCCUUCCGCGAGUUCAACAGUCUGACGCCUCGCCGCCCCUCCUCCCCGCCCCUCGGCGGCUCUCUCUUCGGUUAUGCGCGCUAUUUCCUUCCUUCCCUCCUCAACUCACCUUCCACGACGUUUGAUAGAAAACCGACGGAAGCAGAGCACGCGGUAGAAACUCCUCUGCCCGUGAGACGUCGAAGGACAGUCGGCGUCGAGCGUUCAGCUCCGCGUCGAAGGGGAAGAAGUCCACAAAAGCAUUUCUUGCUUCCCUCUGAAAGCCGAACAGGGAUCGAGUCGAAGGAAAUGAGUGGAAGCGCACGAUACAAACAGGGCGUCUGUGCAGCGCAGACGAGAGGAGUGCAUGUGAGGCUCUCUGGGGGGGUUCUGUGAAGGACAGUUUUCUGCUUUUAUCCGUCUCGUACCACAAAACGGUCCAGAAACGCUGGUUUCCAGCCAGCCCAGAAGUGUCACCCGUCGCAGCUUCGAGGCGAGGGCAUCUCGUUGCACUCCAUAAGUCGCAUGGCUCCUGUCCCUCGGAGGCCAUGCCAACUCAGGAGGAGGGCUGAGAAGAGGGAUUCAAGUGUGACACUGGGACCGUGGCUGGUGCGGCGGACUGGUUCUUGACCCGCAGCAUUUUUGAGGGGCCGUCAUGAGGAAAGGCGAGAAUCCUUUUCUAGUUGCUGCAACGAUUCCCCGCGUUCUACGCCGCAGGGAAACAACACAGGGCUUCAGGUACCCUUCAACAAGGUGCUCAGUGAAGUCGCUCUAGGAGUCUGUAGCUUCGGUUCGCUGUCUCUUUUCCAUUCGCUGCUUCCUAAGUGUAAAGUCGCCUUUAUCCUGUUCGUUCAGAGAGCGCCUUCUCGGCCUCGCGCCCCCGGUUCGCUCAGGGGACUAGGAGACAUGUUUCUGCGUCGAUUCAUGGCUCCACAUCUUCAACUGCAUCUUGCUCAGUGACAGGGGGGCGACGAGCGGACGCGGAGGCGCGGAGACACUCCGAAGACUCGAACGUUGAGUUGUUCCGACCUUGGAGGCGGAGAGAGGCUAGACCUGGCUCUGCUUCACACCCGAAGUCAGUGGGAGCCGAAUCGAUGGCGAAAUGAGGAACGUCUGUCCGUGCACUUUGUGGUAGUAAGAGAAGUGUGUUUUCGGGAGAGGAACCGCCAUUUUCCGGACAGAAGGUUUCUCGAGUGGCACUUUGCUUCUUUUUCCUUUUUCACACGAUGCUGCAUGUCCUGCUUCUUCUGCUUGCGUUUUCGUUUUCUGUGGUCUCUGCUGAUCGCCGGACAUGGGCGACCUCGCAGGCAACUUGGACAUGGCCAGCCCACUGCCUCCAUGAAAAAAGAGGGGGCUUAUCUCUGUCUCUGUCGUCGUUUUUAUCCGCGGAGAAGGUGGGGACAGAUCCGCUUCUGCCCUUCUCGCUUCUGUCGCCUUCUUCUCAACAGAGGACUCCUUCAGGGACAAGCCGUACGAGGACAAAGUCCUCUCUUCUGACAUCUCAGUGUCCAGGAGAUUUGGAGAGCGGAAGGCCGGUUCAGCGUAUCCUCAGAGAACGAGGUGCGGGGGGUUCGUCUGGAAUUCCGGGGAGCUCUGACAGACCAAGCGGAAGACCGGCUUUCGGCUUCGUUUCUCCGCUGCUCGAACAGGCGACGGCUGUGGCCGCAGAUGGCCGUCACAGGCAAGGUUCUUGGCGGGGCUGCAUGCAGUCCCGCGGCUCCCUUUCGACCAGGAAUUCGCCUCCGGUCUGGCGCGCCGACGGUGCUAGAAGCACUCUGCUUGGCUGUAGCAGAGCGAGGAGAGACACGAGGGAAGAAACGCGUAACAAACUGCAGUUGUGUCUGCCAGCCGUCGUGGGGGCCUCUGCGUCAAACGGGCAAAGGUCGAGGCGGGCACUCAGCGAGAACUUGGAGUGUACGUACAGUCGGCCCGUGUGCUGGACAGGGAGCAAGGCUGGCGGUGUUGAGCCCGCGCGUGGGUCGCUCGUGGAUGCCACUUCGACCUCUGCCUUGUUUUCCUCCUCGCUGCUGCAUCCCGUGCGCGGCAGUCAAGAUUUUCCGCCUCUGCUUUGGCGGCUUCACCAGUGGCUUUUCUCCCAGUGGCGCGAAACCGCCGCGUCGUUCGGUUUCUACGAGUUCGCGACGCCCGUCGUCGAGCCUGCCGAGCUGUACGUCCACCCCAGCGGGGAGCGGAGUGCGCGGCUUCGAGGUGACGCCGGUACAGUUGCCGACGGAGAAGCGGGGCAGCAUGCCGCAAAGGAAAGUUCCCCCGAGAAAAGAGGAUGCAGCAGCUUGAGGUCAGUGGACUUCUUCUCGACUUCAGCGCCCCAUCCUGAGGUCACAGACACGGCGAAAGCGUCGCGCUCGGACUUUGGCACGCAGUUCAUCGAGGGUGCCCGACCCCCCAGUCUGACAGCGUCGCCGAGUUCCCGCCAAAGGACGACCUGGGAGGUUCCACCUCACCUCUACCUUUUCAGAGACCAGAGUGAGAGGCCACUGGCCCUUCGUCCAGAACUGACACCGUCGCUCUGUCGCCUGCUGCUUCGGCUGUACGCGAAGCCUCAGCGACGCGUCUCCGGCGUCUCUCCUCCCCCGUUCCGGGAGUCUGCUUCGACGAAGAGAACUGACGAAAGUGGUGGAAAACCGACGAGCAGCGACUGGGAUUCCAACCGAGAAAAUCACGACGCCGAGGGCUGCCGCGUCGGAGCUCCAACAGCCGCCGUGCGAGAUCCGAGUCGAGGAGAGUCGCCACGCUGCAACGUGGAAAGCGUGAGUUGCACAGACAGUUCAGGGCGCGGAAGUCGAGGGCGAGACGAGCAGAGCGAAGAGGCAGAUGCUAGAAGGAACGGCCGCAAGCACGCGUGCAGCGUCGCAGCGUUGGAGAGCCUCGUCGCGAAUCCUUCCCUGCCUGUUCGGCUCACCUCCAUAGGCGAUUGCUGGCGCUACGAGAGACCCGGUCGCUGCCGUCGAAGGCAACACUGGCAGUGGAAUCUCGACAUCGUCCUGGGUCCCGGCGAAGAAGAGCUGAAUGCUCUGCAGCCACAACCGGCCCGCAGGAUGCAUGCAAGCGGAAGCGCUACUGCGAGAGGCGCCAGCGACGGCGCGCGGGGCGGCCGCGACGUUUGUUUCCAGGGGCGGCGUUCGCGGCACCCAGAACAUCUCCCAGAUGCACGGCCCGAGGCGGAAGUCCUUGCGGCGGCGGUGUCCCUGCUGGAGAAACUCGGGCUGCGUCCAAAAGAUGUCGAGAUUCGAGUCGGCAGUCGACGAAUCCUAGAAGCCCUCCUCGUUCGCCUGGGCGUCAUCGACGGCCAAAAGCUCUGGGCACAGACUCGCGCUUCGCCGGAGGACGAGAGCGAGGAAGUACCAGAACCGAAGGGAAUGGAACAGCAGGCGGAAGCAGGGAAGGGGAGAAAAGCGUUAGACGCAAGUGGAGUGGAAUCAGAGGCGGGUGGCGCAUCGCGAGACGGAAGAGGUAGAGGGGAGGAGAGGCGAGAAGACGCAGACGAGAGUCCUCCUCAGGAGGGCCGCAGCUCUGUUUUACAUACGCGGGCAGAGGCGGACGGAGCCGCAGGCUCGAUCCAGGGUGUGUGCGUCGAGGGAGAAAGCGGUGGCAAUGUGGAGAAGGUCGACAAAGUUGGAACACCCUCGUCAAGCAGCAGCCGGGAGAGCCAAAGAAGUGGACUUGAGGGCACAGAAAGAGAGAAGGAGACGCAGAAGGUUGAGCAGAUCUGUCAGGUUCUCGACCGGCUGGAACGACACUCUGUCGAGGAUGUUCUCCCGGAACUUAGCAAAGUCACCGGUUUAGGUCUCGAUGACGCUCGUGCGUUGGUUCAGUCCCUUCAGGCGUUUAGUCCUUUCGACCCCAUCCCGACUGAGACACGAGGCCAGUUGUCUGCUUCCGAGUCUCCCUCUGCUGGCUCUGUCUCGGCUUCUCCUGAGUCCUCACCUGCUGCCGCUUCCUUGGUCGACAGACAGCUGGCGGCAGCCGUCGAAGAGGUCCGACAACUCUUCGACCUGUUCCCGCUGUACGGGCUCUCCCACGAGUGGCUCUCUUGGCACCUGCUGACUGUGAGAGGACUAGGGUACUACCGCGGCCUGGUGUUUGAAGCUUUUGAGCGCGUAGCCUCUUCCUCUUCGCGAGCUUUCGAGGCAGAGAGCAGGGCGGGUAGAGGAGUGACGACAGAGGACGUUGACGCGUUCUCGAAGAGGCACUCCGGGCGGAAGGCAGAGACGCGCUCCGGCAGCGAGGAGGCGGUGUCGCCCACCGGUCCUUUCAAACCGCGGGCGCUUUUUGGCGGCGGCCGAUACGUCAAGCGCGUGCUUCAGUUGCCGCGUUGCUCGACGCCUCCGCACUCCGAAGCCCGGGGAAAGUCGCAAAACCGUGGAGAGGAACAAGCGACGUCGGUCGUGUCCAGAAGGGGUGGCGCCUCACUUCUCAGGAAACAGUUUCUCCGGACCGGAAUCUCUGCAGUCGGGCUAGGAAUGGGAGACACAGUGCUUCUCGACUUGCUCGACCGAAAGGAGCUUCUCCCCGACCUCCGCCCCGCUGCGGUGCCUCUGGUCGACAUCGUCGUGGGGGCGUUUUCCUCUCAGGGGUUGGGAGGGAGAAAUCCAAGAGACGACGCCCUCGCUGCCGGCGAAUCUCGCUCUCCGGUGUCUCUGCGUGGAGGGCGAGACGCCGAGCCACAGAGCAACGCGCGACAGUCUGCGCCUCCUUUAUCGGGUUCCCCACUCUCUCCGUUCUCGACUUACAGCAGCCAGAGGGUAGCUUCGGCGCUCCGCGGCGAGGCCGACGCCGCGUCGAGAGGCUCUUCGUCUUCCCGGGACUCGGCGGUGCAGACGGAUGAGAAGAUGAAAAACGAGACUUUUUUUGAAACGCGUUCUGCAUUCGCCGCACAUGCAGCCGCCGUUGCCCUAGCGCAGAUGCUCCGGAGAGAACACGGGUGGCGAGUCGAGGUCUUCUGGGGCGACAGAGAGGAAGAAAAAGAGUGGCAGGUCGCAAUGGCGAGAGCCGCGGAGCUGGGGGCGCGCGCUGUGGUCGGCGUCGCGUUCGACGAAGCUGAGAGAGGUGGGGGAGACGUGCAGAAGGACUGGGAAGCCUCUCGCGAAGGAGGCAGGGGAGAAGCGAGAGAAGAGGCAGCGCGAACGGGAGAUGAACUUUUCACCGGCGACAGAGAGGGGAUCGCAUCGCCCCUGGAGAAGAGGGGGAAGCACUUGGAGGCAACGCGAGACAAGUGGAACGAGGCGAGUCACCGAGACGCGGGAAGCCGUGGUGUGAGUGGAGGAGAAAAGCGUCGGGUGCUGAACAGGAACACGACAGAUUCGCCUGCAGCCGCGCUGACCGCAACCCCAGAGAGAGAACCGUCCAGCCACCAGUCACUAAAGCAACGCGAACCAGAGCGGCCGCUUCCACCUGUGCUCGCGCGUCGUGUUCAGUACUGUGUGAAACUCCUUUCCUCGGAUCCCCGCGGCGCGAACGGAGGAGAGAGGAGAGACAAGGUGCCCGUCGGGGACAGAGGGGGUGAGUGCAAAGCAGAGUUGCCAGAGGCGUUUUCGACGUCUUCAGACUCGAGAAGACAGGAGUCUGGAAGUCUGUUUUUGGUGACAGAGGAUGCGGCUGUAGUCGUGGACGCGCUGAAGGCUCUUGCUGGCACCUCCACAGACCGCUAGGUGUCAGCCGAAAAACGCAGAUUAGUGCGCAGGUUUGGGCGGGGGUUUGGAAAAGCUGUGCGCGGCUUCUUUCCUCGAUACAGUUAACUAGCUAGAGCGCUUGGGAGCGAUGGUCAUUCCUGCGUUGCUCCACAAUUUGAUGUUGACGGGCUCGCGCAGUCUGCGACACGUGCUGUACGAAGAGUGUCUCUGUUUUCCAUCGGAAGAGCGACGACGAAUUCAUGCUGAAGGCGAGACCUGCGGUGCCCUUCCUGGUUCGUUCGUAGUUCUCAGGAUGGACGAGGCAUAGUCAGGGGGGAAGCGCCGACUUUCCACGUUCCUCCCACGCCUGAAGCACGUAGAAACGGGUCGCUACGGAUCAAGACGAGUUGCAAAGAUUUUCACUCCGAAAUCGACAUGAGUUUCCGCGACGCCAGUUCCGUGUGAAGUGUCUGCGUCACACUCAACCCGGUCGAAUAUUCCGUUAGCGACUCGAUGAGACCGGAGAAGUUCUGCUGCGUUCACAAAGCUGAAACAACAACUGAAGAAAGAAAUCGACUGAACCAACGGAGGACCAUCCCAAACGGGUGGUUUGUUAGAAUCUGUGCUACAAGCAACAUCUUAUUGGAAACCAGUAACGAGGAAACUCCCUGAAAAAUGUGUUUUUUCUACGUUAUUGUGUGCUGUUGAAAGCAGCACCGCCCCAAAUCAGGGGCAAACAGCAGAGUCAUGCUACACAAGUAAUCAUAGUAUUGUUCCGACACCCUCUUGAUCGAACCCCA